UCCAUAACCAAACUCUGUUAAACUACAACAAAAUCUCACAUACCAUAAAAUUCUCCUUUAGAAACUAAUGAUGAAGAUAGGCUCCAGAAAGUCAGCCUGUCAUCGGUGAUACAUUUCUACAUAUCACAUUUACGUGAAUUUCCAGGAUAUGUUUUAGUAAUUUCCUUACUUCAAUAAACGAUAAAUGAUUCAACAAAGACAUUAGUCAGAACAGUGCAUUAGAUAAAUCAAGAAAUAACUUUAAAGAAGAUGGAAUCAUUAUUUAUGCAAAGCUCCAGGACCAUGCAUUAUUACCGUAUAAUGGCGUUGACUGAUUUUAGCUCUUGCAGACCAUUACAUUUGUAGACUGUGCAUUAAAAUGGCUGUAGUCUGCAGCCUGGGUAUUGACAGGAAAGAAGUACAGUUAAGUGGUUAUUGAUCGGCCAAAGAGCAUAUAAUGGUGAAGGGGGUGAGUGGUCCACCCAAUGCAAUGUGUAGUGAGCACAGUGAAGAAUCCACAGAACAGCUCCAAGCAUGGAUUCACAGAAGCCCGAAAGCACCUGUCCUCCAGGUUUACCAAAUGGACAAGAGCUAACAGUGCUGGAAAGCUCCAUGGUAAACAUCAUAAAGGUCUUCCAUUCUCAUUCUAAUGAACACUGCAAGCUGAGGAGGAAAAAUCUGAAAGAGCUGAUCAACAAACAGAUGUCAACAUUUGUGAAGCAAGUCCAAGACACCAACACACUUGAUGUAAUUUUCAGAGACUUGGAUGCAAACCAUGACCGGGAGAUAGAUUUUAGUGAAUUUGCUGCACUUAUUGCUAUGGUUACAUCAGCAUGUCACACCUCCUUCCAUGAAGUGCAAUGAGUCAGCCGAGGAGUCAUAGCAUGUAGCAAGUACUAUCUUCCAGAAUUAUUUUAUAGAUGGAUGUACAUUUUUAUACUGUAAUGGUUGCUCUGUGUCAUUACUAAGAUGUAAACUCUAGACAUCUGUAUGUAGGCACACUCUGGGGGGAAUUUACUAAGACUGGCAUUUCUUUUGCUGUGUCUUAGUGAAAUCCUGCUGGCAUUCUAUACGGACAGAUUUAGUGAGAGAGAUACUCUCCUUAAUAAAUCUGUUAUUUCAGCAGCGGCUGCCUGCAUGCCACAUUUUUUACUAGCAUAAGUUGUAAUAAAUUUGUUGUGCUUUGAAGGCCAUGCCUCUUUAUGCCAAGCCCCAUCCAUUGUGUGGCAAAGCGGUGAAAAUCAUCAAAAAGUUGCAAAUUGUUCAGCAACUCAAGGGCUUGUGCAGAAAUUUGCAACUUUUUAAUGAUUUGAGCUAGCCAGAAAGAUACUGUUAUUUUUAUAGUGCAUGUCUAUUGACACUAACUGCUUAAAUUAUGUAACGCCACCUGAAAAGGAACUAUGCUUUUGAGCACCUUAUAAUAAACUUUCUACCCUACUGGAUCAGCCAGGUGGUGAUGUGAUAUAGUAGAUAAUCUCAUACAUUUACUCCCAGAAUCGGGGUGCUUGAAACAUAAAAAAGAAAGCAUACUCACCUGCACAGAUCCCCUGCACCUGGUCCCCACUGCUCACUGCUGCUCCUCACUUCCUCUGACAUGUGCCAUCUGUGCCAAGCCCCACCCAUUUGGAGAGUACCUCUUAUAUGAGGGUUUGCACAUAAAUCUAAGACUUUUGGUCAAUCUGCACUAGGCACAAAGCUUAGCAAAUUCUUCUCUUUAUAUGAACUACAAACGCUUUAUGUACAUUCUUAAACCUUUUCUUUUACCUUUAAGGGUACAUUCAGACAAGGCAGAUUGGUUGCAAACAUUUUUGGAACUGUCUCAUUUAUAAGAAUUAUGCUUGCAGAAAACACUCUGCUUGCUGAGGACACAACCUCAUUUUCAUAAAUGAAAUUGAUUUUCAGCUGAAGAAAGCUCCAAAGCCACCACACUACCUGGAUAUGUUCCCUGUAAACCAUCCUGCCUGAUAUGCAUGACUCCUGUGGACCCUGUUGUCUUCUCUGGCUGCUUGAUAUUCUUUGCCAUCCUUCCCUCCCCUUGCCUACAUCUCCCAGCAAUCAUUGCAGCUCUGCUCUGCCAGCCCCGAUCCUACAGUUCUGAGCAGCAUAGAUAGAUUCAGUGUUUGAUUGGCUGAGGCUGCACACCCCUCCCUGUUCUCAGCACUAAAGAGAGCAUGACUCGUCAUUGCAGGGCAGAGACCAUGUGGUCUGUGUCUCUCAGGAGGGUGGGGGCUGUUUCAGAGAGGGAUUUGGACAGAGACAGAGUUGAUGGCUGUAUGAUUUCAUUCUUUCACUUCAUGCAUGUAAGUGACAACCAAGCUGAUGAAUCAUAUUUAGACAAUUAAAUAGGUUGAGAGGAAAAUGAUGUGCUAUGUGUUUAGUUCCCUGGAGAACCCGUUUAAUGUGGUUAAUUAUUUUUUGGUGUUUCAACCAACAUGUAGCAGAAUAUUCUGAGUAGUCUGUGAAAACAACAUUGAACAAUUGCCUACAUGGGAGUCAAGAAU
Molecule: messenger RNA, 2480 nt
Organism: Hyla sarda
Lineage: Eukaryota; Metazoa; Chordata; Amphibia; Anura; Hylidae
Product: protein S100-B-like
Exons: 4
Coding region: 514-843 (109 amino acids)
Biological process (GO): positive regulation of canonical NF-kappaB signal transduction; positive regulation of cell population proliferation
Cellular component (GO): cytoplasm; nucleus
Molecular function (GO): transition metal ion binding; RAGE receptor binding; calcium ion binding
Source: RefSeq, a predicted model, not a curated record